Umbelopsis ramanniana AG is the source of this 1260-nucleotide messenger RNA. RefSeq lists its product as uncharacterized. Gene Ontology annotation, cellular component: periplasmic space. The record is from RefSeq and is a predicted model, not a curated record. The coding region runs from base 1 to 1179 and encodes 392 amino acids. The transcript has a single exon. Gene Ontology annotation, molecular function: lyase activity. NCBI's taxonomy places the organism in Eukaryota, Fungi, Mucoromycota, Umbelopsidomycetes, Umbelopsidales, Umbelopsidaceae.
AUGAAAAAAUCACUUAUUACGUGGUCGGAAUCUAAUCUCACAGCCGCUAAAGCUCGGUUGACAAACCCACUUCUUGCCCCGGCCUACAAAUCAUUGAUCGCAGCUGCUGACCAAGCACUGGACUGCAGCCCAUUUUCUGUAACUCAUAAGACUACAUUGCCACCAAGUGGUGACAAGCACGACUAUUUGAGCAUCGCCCCAUACUGGUGGCCAGAUGCUUCAAAACUUGACGGCUUGCCAUACAUCAAUCGAGACGGUGAAUUCAAUCCUGCAUCAAGAGAUUCCAGUACAGAUAGCAUACGCUUCAAGGAGUUUACUUCUGUACUAGAGUCAUUGUCCCUAGCAUAUUAUUUCAGUGAUGAUCGAAAGUAUGCUGAUAAAGCCGUCGCUCUGCUCAAUGCGUGGUUCUUAGAUGCAGAAACUCUCAUGCAUCCACAUCUGGAGUACGGCCAAGGUAUUGCAGGCGUUACAACUGGCCGAGGAAUUGGUUUGAUUGACACUCGAAAUAUAACAACAAUAAUCGAUUCCAUCAUAAUUUUGGACCCCGUCCUAACUGAGAAGCAGGUACGAGGACUAGAGGAUUGGUUUGAACAGUUUUUACAAUGGCUAUGUACUAGCAAGAAUGGCUUGGAGGAAAGGAAUCAAAUGAACAACCACGGCACAUUCUACGAUUCACAAGUGGCAUGCAUUGCCAUCUUCCUUGGUAAAGACGACUUAGCAAAGGACAGAAUACGCGACACCUUGACCAACCGCUUACCAGAACAGAUCGAAUCGGACGGCAGGCAGCCAAAGGAACUUCAUCGAACGCGCUCCUUCCAUUAUAGUGCAUUCAACCUCACUGCAUAUGCUCGAGUGGCCAGGUAUGGUCAAUUGCUUGGUUUGGAUUUAUGGCAUGCCGACCCAUCCGGUACUGGUAGCCCCAUGCUGAAAACUGCUAUUACAUGGCUGGCUUCGUUUAUUCCAAACCCGAAUUCGUGGCCGUACCCAGAGCUUACAGGUGUCCAGGUUCUUCCGUUGGCUAUGGAUGGCGCCUUACCUGUAUUUUUACAGGCAUUAUUAGAGUUUGGCACGGAUCAAGAUCUGUCGACCGCCCUUGGAAUUGCUGCAAAAGAAGUACCUGAAGCUCGUGACUGGCUCAUAUGGCCCAUGACAGAGGCUGACUUGACUGCAUUAGCUUAAUCUAUGAAAUGUGCAUAACUACUAUUAGAGUGUUCAGCAACUCGACUAUCUAAUGCUUCCAUAACAAUCUGAUUUUAAAUG